Molecule: messenger RNA, 5410 nt
Organism: Carassius gibelio (silver crucian carp)
Lineage: Eukaryota; Metazoa; Chordata; Actinopteri; Cypriniformes; Cyprinidae
Product: ras and Rab interactor 2
Exons: 14
Coding region: 1742-4021 (759 amino acids)
Biological process (GO): vesicle-mediated transport
Cellular component (GO): cytosol; endocytic vesicle
Molecular function (GO): small GTPase binding; guanyl-nucleotide exchange factor activity
Source: RefSeq, a predicted model, not a curated record
CUUUUUCAUUAAAUUAAAUACAAGAAAUAAUGAUACUUUAUUGUUUUUAUUAAUAUUUACUACUUUAACAAUACAUCGUAGUAAACAGCAUAACAUGAAAAUUUUUGAAUGAUGGUGCAAAUUAAUUGUUGAAUCAGUGUUGUGAACUGAUUUGCCUCCUAAUUGGCAUUUGAAAUAUAUGCUAUUAAAUAUUUCUGUCAUGACGUUUUUAUAAUCAAGGGUCAUGAUGACACAAGGACUGGUCUGCUGGCCCCUUCUGUAGGAGUUUGGCUGAAUUAAUGGGCAUAUAGUAUAUGGGUCAUUCUCUCGAAAUUAUGCCAUGUGUAUCCCCCUAUUGAUAUAACAGGAUAUUAAACUUAUUUACAUUAAUUUAUGAAUGUAGAAAACAAAAUACAUUUUUCAGUAAUUUAUAAUUAUACAACACGUGAACAUGAGGCACAUUGUUGGGUGUUUAUUUUUAGGCAUCUAGCUGCAACUUUCUGAGACUAGUGGUGUGCAAAGCGGGGCUUCAUGAAACACUGAAACAGUCAAAGCAAAUGUGGCGAGGCUUCAAAACAUGUUCACACGCGUCUCUACGGUCAUUUUCAAGUAUUGCUCUGAAAAAGCAUAGGCAAUGAAUCAGUUGGCCGAAUUGACAAAUUAUAAAGUAUAUGAUAGAAAAGAUUUUUAUUUAAAUAUAUAAAUUCCUCUGCUGCAUUAACUCCACUUUUAUACUUUGCUGGGUUUAAGUUAAGAAAGAUGUGCGACUGUAUGGUUCGUUCCUGACUGUAUGGUCUCGAAACACCCCAAUGUUCUGAAUCACUUUAGUCACGUGACAUGGGUGUUUCGUAUCACACUUCGGAGCAGUGUUUCGAAACAUCUGUGCUUCGGGAUCUCGACACGGUGUUGAAACGUCAUUGUCACGUCAGCCAUCCCUAUCUGAGGCAGCAUCUUUCACACUGUACGAGUUCCUGCAAGAGCAGGGUUUCAUAAACCCAGGUAAGAAACAGUGCUAAAGAUAAGUGCAAAAAAAUUUGCUUCUAAAUUAAAAUAAAACCGUCAAACAUUGCUUUACCUAAGGUUAAAAGCAGGGUUUAUGAUGAUGAUAACCUGUGGUUAAGUGCAGUAAGAAAAGCCCUUAAGACCUAAUGUCCUAAUUCAUUCUAACUUUUAAAAUGAUGGUGUUAAGUAGCGUAAAGGUGUUAAGGAGGUUUGAAAAGAAUGUGUUGAUUUUUAUUGAUCGUUCACAGAGAUGUGGCUCACCUAAGCACCUGUGAUGACGGCUGCAUGGCUCUCGCCGAACUGCUGGGCUGGAAAGAAGACUUGGAACAGAUGGUGAAGCGUGAACAUGCUUUAAUUGACGGCAAAGAUGCCAAAAAGAAAGACAAGGAAGCCAAUCAGAACUCCAAAAGCACUGGGCGGAGGCUGCAAAGAGUGACAAGACAGAACAUGAAGAGGGUUUACAUGGCAGCCCUAAUAGAUCUAUAGAAUUUAACUCCAUUUCUCAAAGCCAGGGGCCAGAGUGAAUCUCACUGUAGGUAACAUGACAAAGUACAGGACAUAUCUGUAAUGAGGAGUGUCAAUUACCCCACACAUAAAACUGCAGUGCAUGGAGGCAUUUGGAGCAGCUUUGAGAGAUGUUUUUUCCUUAUCUAGGAGGACAUUUUGAAGACGCCUCAUGGUUACAGCAACAUAGUUAAAAUGGAGGAGAUAAUAACCGAACAGAUUCCCUGAACAGGUCUGCUAUUCUGUUGGACCAACGAUGAUGAAAGAUGAAUUCACAACCAGUGAGAGCAGAGAAAAUCCUGCUAGCACAGUACCCAAUGGGGUCUCCAGGAAUGAAAAACAAAUCCUGACUCUGCUGCAAGGUUUACGGUUAAGUCAGGAUGCCUGGGCUCCCAAGAGCCCCUGGGACAGACAUGGGGCACAUGCCGCUCUGUGGGGCAGACCUGCUGGGAGUUUCUUGGUGGUCCAAGACUCUUCAUCUCAAGACCAACUUCUGUGUGUGUCUGUAGGGGACAGAGGGGAGCCGGUCAAAGAAUACCCCAUCUUAACCACUGGAGCAGCUCUUCACCUGAAUGCAUCUCAUCUGGCUUUCCCUGAUCUCUGUCAACUCCUGCACUUCUACACACUGAGCAGGGAUGUUUUGCCUGUCUGUUUAUUGGUUCCCUCAUGGGUUUACACCCUUAACAAUCUAUCAGCUCAUCAUGUUCCUCUGCUUGGUCCAAAGACCUGGCUGUGUCCCUCUUCAGAUCCACUGAUUACCAGUACGACUCCAGAAACACAAGGCAUAACAGAAAAGCCAAAAACAGUCAUGUGCACUAUACAGGUUACAGCUGCCAGUGGUGCCAUGUGCUUUAUCAAUCCUUUGUACCUUCAAGAGCACGGCGAUGAUUGGCUUGCUCAUCCUUCAGCCAGCCAAUUAAAUCUGCCAAUCAGGUUGAGGCGAAAAAGUACCAGGAGAGCAUGGGUAGGGAGAGGACUGAAACAGAAGUCAUCUACACUAGCUGAAGACAACUCUAGCAGUUUUGACAAUGACAGAGGAUCAUUUGAGAAGAAUCCAGAGGCCCCAGCUACCCCAGGUGGAGUUGUGCUUCGAAGGCUGAGUGGAACCAGCAAGGAGGACCCCAUAAAAAGAUCAAGUGUCGACUCCAUUAAAUGCCCUCUCCCUCAGUCACCACAUCGUGUGUCGUGGCUAGAGGACAAUAAGAUAUGGCUGAACUCAUCACUUACUUCCUCUCUGCUUCAACCACCCGGCUUAGAGCUGGACUCCCUGUCAGUCAGCAGUAUAGAGGAGGAGACUGAACAAGAGUUAAGCCCCUCCCCAUCCCCCCGGCUCCACUUGGCAGAUAAGAUGAUGAACCGUCUCUCUGCAGUGGGUCAGGCUCUAGGUGGACUUAUGUCGCCACAGCGAAGACUGAGUAAACGUGUUCAGGAGAUGGCGGAACGGAAGGGAGGGGCUUUUGCAGAGGCUGUCAGGGGAUUUGUAGAGCAAACUCUUGCAUGUGGGGCUGGUCCUGGAGUGACCUGCACCGAGAUGCUGCAGGAAGUGCGCUCAUCCCUCACUGCUCUGAAGGAAACCCUGUUUGAUUCUCCAGAGAUACAAAGCAUCACAGACAGCAUUGGAGACACUCCAGAUUUUGAGCUGGAUGCUGUGCUGGAGCUUGCCAUUCAUAAAGUAGCUCUGAAGCCAGUUUACUCUCACCUUUACGUGUGUCUAAAGACAGCUCGUAGGGAUGAUGGCACUCUUCAGCGUUUAGAGGCCAACAAGAGCACCCUGGAGAACCGCAGCCUGGAGGAGCUGGAGGGUGCAUCAGGGGCCGGGGUGCCUGAUUCCAGCAUGAUGGAUAAGAUCCAGCAACGCUGGACCACAAUGCAUGAGGCCUAUUCACCCAGUAAAAAAGUUGACACCCUGCUCAAAGUCUGCAAGAAUAUCUACCAUAGUAUGAAUGCUAAUGCCAAGCCAGGUACAGUUUUCGGGGCAGAUGACUUCCUGCCAUGCCUGACAUGGGUAUUGCUGCGUAGUGAUGUAGCUACACUUCAGGUUGACACUGACUACAUGAUGGAGCUGCUAGACCCCAUGCUACUACAAGGAGAGGGUGGGUAUUACCUUACAUCUCUCUACGCUGCCCUUUUUUACAUUACCAGCUUCCGACCUCGUCUAGCGAAGCGGCAACUUAGUGCAGAAGCACAGAGAUCUCUCAGCCAAUGGCACCGCAGACGCACACUGCACUGCAACCAAUCUCGGCGCAGCAGAAAUCGUAGGACCAUCCGCAGACAUGGGCCGUCUGAUGAAAGCUGUAAAACAGCCGAAGAACAGAACUCUUUGAAUGCGAGCACAGAGUCCAGCAGUCUGACUGACGGCAUGCCAACCACCUCUUACGUGCACGAACCACUCCAGGGCUUAGAUGAAGAAUUAGAGGACCCAAAGGAAGAAGAGGAGGGACAACAAAUACUGUCACCAGAGCCUUUGCACAUCACCACUCCUAAAAUGGAGGGAAAAGAAAGAGCUGAUGGAGUAAGCUGGACAGAAGAUAACUAAAAACCACAUGAUUCUAAAGGAAUGAGCAAAUGGUAUGAAAGAACUAAGCUUUGAACUUAAUAGAGAUGCUUGUGAAGGCAAAGUGUGUUACUCAAAUGACGACUCAGAUCAUACAACUUAAUGAAAAGAAUACAUGCUAUUAUUUCUCUGAGCAAACAGAUUUCAGAUUUUUGCUUGUUAGAUGAUAAAAUGAUUGAAAAUACACACACACACACACACACACACACACAUAUAUAUAUAUAUAUAUAUAUAUAUAUAUAUAUAUAUAUAUAUACUGAACAAAGUUAUAAAAUGCAAUACUUUUGUUUUUGCCUCCAUUUUUCAUGAGCUGAAGACUUUUUCUAUGGACACAAAAAGCCUAUUUCUCUCAAAUAUUGUUCACAAAUCUGUCUAAAUCUGUGCUAGUGAGCACUUCUCCUUUGCUGAGAAAAUCCAUCCACCUCACAGGUGUGGCAUAUAAAGAUGCUGAUUAGACGGCAUGAUUAUUGCACAAUAAAAGGCCACACUAAAAUGUGCAGUUUUAUCACACAGCACAAUGCCACAGAUAUUGCAAGUUUUGAGGGAGCCUGAAGUUGGCAUGCUGACUACAGGAAUGUCCACCGAGCUGUUGCCUGUGAACUGAAUGUUCAUUUCUCUACAAUAAGCCAUCUCCAAAGGUGUUUCAGUUAAUUUGGCAGUAAUUCCAAGCGGCCUGCAGACAAUGCAGACCUCACGUACAAGACCAUCCAGCCACCUGCAUAACAAAAAAAUUUCUGCACAAACUAUCAAAACCAUCUCAGUUCAAGCUGAAAAUAUCACAGUUCUUUCAUGGCCAGCACUAACCGGACAUGUCACCCAUUGAGCAUGUCUGGGGUGCUCUGGAUUGGCAUGCUGUUUUAGAUUUUUGGAGAGGUGCUGUUCCGAAAGCCCCCCUGCUGGCAGAGAAUGCAUGUGCAUUUUCAAUAAGCCUGUUUUAUAGGGUGUUCCUGCAAUACUGGAGGACCUUAUUGUGUAUUAUUAUUAGUAGUAGUUGUUGUAGUAGUGACAUGUCCGGUGAGUGCUGUAUAUAGCAUAUGAAGUACAAAAUAGUGAGUUUAUAGUACAUAAAUAUAUUUUAAAUAAUACUAGAUUACAACAUCCAGCAGCACAAUGGACUGUUUUGCACAGUUACAUAGGCUAAAUGGAGAUUGCUGACAUCGCCUCACAUAGUAAAGUUCAAGCCAGCCCUUACAUUAAAAAUAAGAUAUAGAAAAAUUAUAAAUGUACAGUUUCCAUGGAUCUUGUCUUUGCAUCUGUUUGUUUCAUGUUUGAAACAGGUAUCGUCUGUUGCAAUAGAAUUGGCUAGAUGGCGCUGUCACACACACACAAAAAAAAUAAAUAAAUGAAAAAAAAAAAAAAAAAAAAAAAAAA